CUCUCCCCUUCUUGUCCAUACGCUCUCCUCGCUGUAUCGCUUGUUUGCGCUCGCCAUCUCUAUUCGUCUCUGUAUUCCCGAGUUUUUGUUCUGAUUCUUCCAACUGUGGGCGUGUCGAGUGGCCACCUCUCUUCCAAGAGAGCCGCCGUGCAGCGGGAGGCCCCCGCCCAUUGCUUUUUCUUCAAUCACGAUUCUCACCAAUAAAUUCGGGGCUCUGUGAAAGGUGAGGAAGGAUCAACAGAAGAAUCUAGACAACUGAAAAACUCGUGAAACGGAUAACUUUUCAAGAUGAGGCUCUUAACCCACAACAUGCUUUCGUCAAACAUUAAGGGAGUAACCAAUGGCUUCCCGCUUGGCAUUGUGGUAGAGAAAGUAAUUGAGAAGCCAGUGGAGAUGAAUCCUGACUUCCUCAAGAAUAUGUUCGCCAAGAUUGAGUGGAAAGCUCUCGUGGAUGCAUCUCGGUCCAUGGGCUACGCCGAGCUUCCUGACCAGGUGGAUUCCUCAAUGCUCGAUUCUGUCGAAUUUCUGCAGAGGUUUCAUCAUGCCCUUUUAGAGCUCCACCUUGAAGAAGGCGCAUUGGUUUGCCCAGAGACUGGGAGGAAGUUUCCUGUCAACAAGGGAAUACCCAACAUGCUCCUCCAUGAAGAUGAGGUCUGAUUUUAGUUGAAUCGACUUGACUCGGUUGUGCCAUAUGUGAAGCAAGCUUUAGUGAAAUGUUAUGUUAGGUGGAGGUGCAAAUUAGUUAACCAUCAAUUACUUCGCCUGUCUAUCUGGAGACUUGGGGUUUUGUGGUACAUGGUCUAAUUGAAUGAUGCCAGAGGGUUUAAUAGCAGAAAGAGCUUGCAAUGCUGUUUGAGUCAGAUGUAAUUAUUGUUGCAAAGUGUUUUACCUGAUUAAGUCUUUAUGAGUUAUCUCUCGACCUUUGAGGUAUACUUUGGUCAUGCCAAUCUACGAUUACUGGGUCCAGAUAGUGAUGUUAUCUCUCUUCAUUUUUUUUCGGUGUUGUGUC
Messenger RNA from Rhodamnia argentea, 1009 nucleotides. Its product is annotated as multifunctional methyltransferase subunit TRM112 homolog A-like. Lineage: Eukaryota; Viridiplantae; Streptophyta; Magnoliopsida; Myrtales; Myrtaceae. The record is from RefSeq and is a predicted model, not a curated record. Gene Ontology annotation, molecular function: protein heterodimerization activity. Bases 289 to 657 code for a protein of 122 amino acids. The transcript is spliced from 2 exons. Gene Ontology annotation, biological process: tRNA methylation; peptidyl-glutamine methylation; rRNA (guanine-N7)-methylation.